AUGCCCCAGCACGGAAGCAUAAUGGAACCGUCCACUACCAACUGCCCCUGCUCUAUCAACGGGAUUCAGAUAAUUACUGAGCUCCGUACUGUCCAACCCGUUGUUGAACUCGGCACAGUCCUUGACAUUGUCCAAAGGGUAUACACACACGGCAAGGAUGUACUCCAAUGCCAAGAUUGUCGGAAAAGCCCACACUCAUCAUAUGUGAUGCUACCAGCAUUAGCAGAGCAAUGUCUCUCCCUGUUUGAAGCAGUAUGCAUAGCAUAUAACAUUACGAGGGGGAACAUGCUGUUCGACCCGGCAAUGUUGGCGUUCGAGGAGCCGUUGUCGCAGUUCAUCUGUAUGAGGAGUAAGACAGUGUUGGGACAGAUAGAGCUGGACGAAAAGGAAUCGGUGAUGAUGGUAAAAACGCUACUGGGGAGGAACUUAAUGAAAAUCUUGGAAGUGUUGGAAACAUUGCAAAAAAUAUUCGUGUCGUUGGGGAAAGAGGCGGUUGGAGGGGGACGAUGUUCGGGCCCCGCAACGCUACGGGCGUGUGAGUCGUCGGUUGAGGCCACCAUGCAGAGGUUCGCGUUGUUUAUGAAGCAGGUUGAGGAUAGCUCUGGUGGGUCGCUUAUACGUUCUAGGCUCGCGGUAGUGGCUAAUACUGAUUCGUCCAGGGGCGUGAAGGACGACGACGAGGGUCGAUGGGCGAGGACAAGGCGUACCCUAUAUACUAUGUGA
Messenger RNA from Aspergillus welwitschiae, 723 nucleotides. RefSeq lists its product as uncharacterized. Lineage: Eukaryota; Fungi; Ascomycota; Eurotiomycetes; Eurotiales; Aspergillaceae. The coding region runs from base 1 to 723 and encodes 240 amino acids. The record is from RefSeq and is a predicted model, not a curated record. The transcript has a single exon.